Molecule: messenger RNA, 2366 nt
Organism: Cloeon dipterum
Lineage: Eukaryota; Metazoa; Arthropoda; Insecta; Ephemeroptera; Baetidae
Product: transferrin-like
Exons: 12
Coding region: 77-2278 (733 amino acids)
Biological process (GO): iron ion transport
Cellular component (GO): recycling endosome; plasma membrane; early endosome
Source: RefSeq, a predicted model, not a curated record
GCCGCACAGUUGAUUUUUCGUGGAUCGGCGCGAGAUAAGUAAGCUUCACUUCUUAUUCACCGGCUGCCGCAGCACCAUGGCCAAUCCAGCCCUUGUGGCCGGAUUUCUGCUCCUCGUCGCGGCCAAUUUGGCCUAUUCGCAAGCCCCAGACCAAAAAUUUAAAAUAUGCGUACUGAAGACGAAGACAAGGGAGUGCAACAAUCUCGAUCGAGCUGGGAGCGGUGUUGAGUGUGUGCCAGUUGAGGACAGCACUGACUGCGCACUGAAAAUGCGGGAACGAAAAGCACACUUUGGAAUGUUCAAGGCGGAAGAAGCGCUUCUUGCGUCGCAUAUCCUCGAGGCAGUCAACGUUAUUGGUGACAUCAGGCAUGAGGAAUACAUUCAUGAAAAUUUCAGUUUCAACGCGGUGGCGAUCGCCCGUCGGAGUAGCGUGCCGAACAACGACCUUCAAUAUGCGCAAAACCUGUCCCUGUGCCACCCUGGCAUGGGCCAGGUGCACACGGGCUGGUCGGACAUGAUCUUGAAGGAGCUGGACCUGACCUUGCUAGACAAGAAAGGUUUGCUCAAGUGCGACGAGUGGCGCUCCACCCUGCAGAACGAACUCUACUCCAUCUCGCAAAUGUGGGGCCCAUCAUGCAGACCUGGAAAGUGGUCCUGGGAUGAAGAAAUAGACGCGUCUCUAAAAAAGGAUUUUAAUUCCCUGUGUGCCAAGUGCCCUAAUAAAGCCAACUGCGCUUAUACAGACCCAGGAAACACGCACCAAGCGACCAUCGCGUGCCUCAGAAACGGCGGGGACGUUGCUUAUGUCGCUUUGCAAGAGGCCAAAGAAUUCUUUCAGUCGACUGAGGGCUCGUACAAGGACUUUGGAUACGUGUGCAAGGACCUGAAGCUGUCUUCCAACUACAGCGACGAGUGCAUUCUGGCGAGGCAGCCGUGGUCUUCGAUCGUGGCCGUGAGGGAGGUGUCACGCGAGCUGGGCGCAAAGCUGCACGAGUGGCUGAAGCCGCUCGAGCCGCGUUUGUCCAUCGAGCAGGUACCGGAGCGGAUGGAGGGCGGCUGGCAGAGGACGCUGAUUGACUUGCUGCUCGAGAGCUACCACCUUUACUCCCCACUGCCGCAAAUCGAGCUCAAAACCUUCGUAGGCAGAGGGCGCCGGUUGAAGCAAAAGCAAGAAGAAAACGUGGCAUGCAACCGUCAAAUCCGCUGGUGCGUGGGCAGGGAGGAAGAGCGGGCCAAGUGCGGCUGGAUCUCGACGGCGGCCUGGUACGCAGGCCUCGUGCCCGAGAUCAAGUGCGUCUACGCCAACGGUUCGCGCGACUGCGUCAACAAGGUGUCCUCUAGCGAAGCCGACCUCACCGUCGCCGACAUCGACCUGGCGCAUUAUGGAAAAAGCAUUAAAAAAUUGAAGACAUUAAGAUUCGUGGAAACCUCAGAUGCAGAUCUGUCGUCAAUCGUGGCGAUUGUGAAGAAAGACAGCGAUGUCACCAAACUGAGUGAACUCAAGGACAAAAAGGCUUGCUUCCCGUCCUACGAAGGAAUAGCGUUUGGCACGUUUUUGAAAGAGGGCGUGGAGCAGUCGUUGAUCAAUAAAGACACCUGCCCAUACGGUGAAUCCGUUUCCGAGUUUUUCGGCGACUCUUGCAUCCCUGGAGCAAAAGACGAUGGCGAGCAAAAUCCCAGUAUUUGCGCGGCAUGUGAAAACAAGAACUGUCCUUCUCCGUCCACGAACUCAUCAGAAAAUGACGUGAACGCCAUGAAGUGUUUGGCCAGAGACGGAGACGUCUCGUUUGUCCGGCUCUACGAGAUUUUGAAAGCAUUUGAGACUAAUUUGCUCGAAUUGUCGAGCCAAGCAAAUUACGAGGUUCUCUGCAAAGAAGGCUCAAAAGUUCCGCUAAACGCACAAGCCGUGAAAUGUACAUUGGCGACAGUGCCAUCGCACGCGGUUCUGGCCAAACAGGACGACGAGCUGAACCACGAAAGAGACGCGAAUAUCGUCCUGUCUGGCCUAGAUUCGCUCUUCGGUCUGGAGGAAACGGCUCUUCAGCCGCAGCCACCCUUCUACAUGUACCACCCGUUCGGAAACAAUCCGAACCUAAUUUUCCCGAAGUCGGCGAGCAGUUUGAUGACCACCAAAAGCAAUAACAAAAACGUGGAGCAAUUUUUGAAACUAGUCGGAUCAGUGCCAAGGCCUUGCGGAAUCAGAAGCUCCGGCUUCGCCCUCAAGUCAUCGUUCGUGUCGCUCGCACUCACCUUAAUUGCAUUUAUUCUAUUCCGAUAGAAAAAAUAUAGUAUUUUAGAUAUUAAAAGUACGUUUGUGAUUUUCCUUUGAAAAUAAAAAUUCGAGCCAACUCACAAUUCACUGCCGA